UUUGUCAAAUAAAGGACCACACUUUUUAAAGUACCUGAAUUAUUAAAAAUGAACUGAAAAAUCAAAGAAAGACCAAACGAAUUUUAAUUUUUAAGUCUGUAGCGAUCUCAUGAAAGUAAUUUAUUCCAUUACUCGAUAUAAAUAUGGAUUGCAAUAAGCACAAGAAAGGAAAAGAUAUGGGUCGUGCUAGGUCAUCACUUAGUGUUUCUGGUGUUGAUUACUAUCUCAAUCUGCCAGUGAGUUGUCCAGCAUCUCCUGCCGUCUCAACUUUAACUCUGACACCAGGCAGGAUACGAAACAUAGAUCAGGAUAUGGAAAAUUUGAGGGCGUCAAGACAAGAUAAUCCUUUUAUACAGCGAGUCAUAGCAAGUAGAGAAAGCCUUUUGGAUUCCAGUUUAGAUGAAGAAUCUGAUAAUGUUACUUUAAUGUCUAAGGAGCUGUCAUUAGACCUGGACAUAGACCCUAUGUCACUGCCAGAAACUCAUGAGCACAUGAUUCGGAGUCCGCCUCCUACAAAUUGGCCAACAUCACCGAAUUUUAGGACUUUUCAAUUUCCCAGUGGUAGUUCUGAUGCCCUGCAACUUGAAGUAAAUAAUACCAAAGAAAAAUCGAAAUCAGCCGAACUGAAGCCAAAACAUUCUAGUUGGGACGGCCAAGAUACGUCACCACUAAAAUCCUUCAAAGCGCUAUACUACCACGACAAAUUUUCGCUGUUAACUAGUAAUUCCCUGAGGACUUCGGCCGAAGACCACCUACGUCUGAUGAGCGAAGAUUGAAUCAAGAAAUUCAAUUGCUUAAUUUUAACAUUCCGAAAUGUAUAGUGAUAUAACGCAAAUGUUUUCUAGUCAUACUGUUAAGAGUUGUGAGUAAUUUACCCAGUAAUCAUAAGGAAACGACAUCACAACGAGUCUUCUGUUUGAGAUAGGUUAUAAUAUUGGCAGGCUAAAUAAUAUUGGAAACUCAAGGAUACUAUACAGGGUUUUAUUUAAAUAAGUCGAAACAUUUUUUAAUCGCUCAAUUCCAUGGCAGCUACGCCCAAUAUUAUAUGACAUUCGAACAAUUUAAUCUUUGAAAUAGAUAGCCACAUGUCUUUUCGUUAUGUCACAGUAGCUGUGGAAAUCACUAAAUUUGACGUUUAGGCUAUACAAUUUUUUUUGACAGACAGUUUUUUCCUCCAAAAAUGUCUUUCUCAACAAAAGGUUAAUGUUGCGGUAUAGUGUUUGAUAUCAAAAUUCAUAAAAUUUUGCAAAGACUUUAAAUAUAUGUAAUAAAACAUGGGGGUACCCAUUUAAAAUAAGAAAGUUGCUAUCAACUUCCGGUAUUUCCGGAAGUGCCGCCAUAUUGAAAGUAUUUUUAAACGAUAGAUCUCCUUGUGAAACAGGGAUGUCUAAAAAAUCUCCAUUCUAGAUAUUCUAGUUUUCUAGAAACUUCUAAUGCACGCGCAGCUUGGGACACCCUGUAUACUGCCGUUAAAAUCUUGCACUGAUUUAAGAGAAACCCUGUAUAAACAUCCAGCUUAUGCAAUUUUGGAGGUUUUAUUGUAUGUUGUUAUUGGAGAAUUUAGUAUAUUCAAAAAGUUCUAAAAUUUUGGCAAUGUUAUAAAAAGAAGAAUUUUCAUAAAUCUCUAUAUUUGUUAUAACUUAUAUUUUGUGUAAGCUUGUAUAAUGAUAUCAAAUUCUGUACUUUUUUCUUACAUAUAUCGAAUAUAUUGGACUAUAAUACUAAGGGCCGGCAAAGGUUAGUUUUGGGUCGGGACUUCCAUAUGUAAGAAGAGUAUAAUGCGUUUAUAAUGUACUGAACAAAGAGAGAACAGUAAACGCGUUGUCAAACUUAUGAAAUAAACCGAGAAAGUGCAAGUUAAAAAAACUUGCAUGUUUGGUAAAAACAAGUGGAAUUGAGUUGGUGUUCGACAGUGGUCGCGCUAUUAGAACUCUGAAUUCAAAAAUCGAUAUCUCAAAAUCC
Messenger RNA from Sitophilus oryzae (rice weevil), 1962 nucleotides. RefSeq lists its product as uncharacterized. Bases 144 to 776 code for a protein of 210 amino acids. The record is from RefSeq and is a predicted model, not a curated record. NCBI's taxonomy places the organism in Eukaryota, Metazoa, Arthropoda, Insecta, Coleoptera, Curculionidae. The transcript is spliced from 5 exons.